GCAAGGUGCAUCUGGGAGAGGAACUGAGAUGAUGCGUUCUUUCUCUGUGUGGUGCAGAAAGGCACUUACUUGACUUCCAUUUCUGUCAUUUGUGGGCCACGUGGAAUGCAUUAAAAUGAUGCUUGUUUGCUGUGCCCCAGGGAAGCUGUAAAACACCAUGCAAAUCAAGUUGCAGCUUCUCUGGUUUGACCAUAGAGCUUAUGGGUAAAUGGGGCAUGGGUUCUGCCCUGGGAGCCUGACCUCACAUUGAUGGAGGGGGCUUUAACAGCCUGGGAAGCCUGGCUUCAGUUCAGUCAGGUUUCGUUUGAGUGGUUCCUCUGAUGUGCUACAGUUUUACUGCCUGGCUGCAGUCCUGCUGUCUGACUUCAGAGGUUUGCUGGUUGGUUGGUUGCUGCUGGCUCGAGGCAAUUGUGCAGCUGCUUUUCUCAUUGGGUCAGUUUAAGAUGAAGAUAAAUAAUAAGGUAACCCAGGACAUCCUUUUUAACCAAUGACUGAGUUUCUGGGGGCUAAUGACCCUAGCGUUAUGAGGUUGCUGCAUUAUUAAUGUAAUUUGGAAGAUGAAUAAUAGACGUAAAGAAAUGAAUGUAAAGUUUUUGACCCAUUAUCCACAGUAUGUUGGGCUCCUUGGUCCCAUCUAGCACUCGUUUUGAAUUCUGUAUUUCUCCAGGGAGGAGCUGGAGGUGUGGUGAAAGCCUUGGAUGAUGUUUAAAUACUACCAUGUUUCAAGGACAGCAAAUUUAACUGUGGCCUUUGAAUUCCUGUGGGGUUGCUGGGGUAGUAAUUCUGCUUGGUGCCCUGUGAUGAUGUGUUUCACCUAGCAGCUGGCUCCGAGCUGCGUCCUGCCUUGAAGGGUGAUCAGAUAAUGGAGGGGUAAAGGCACCGGGAAAACAAAGUAACCAGCAGUUACACCCAGGAGUGGUUUUCCCCUGAGAACAGUGCUACGGAGAAGGGCUCUAUUACAGUACUCCGGAAAAAGUGUGCAAGGCUGUGUGUGCUGCACGGCCAUUGUCCUUAGCCGUGGCUCUGUGCCUGAUCUGAUCAGAUCGCUGCAUGUAACAUAGAGGAAAACAGAGAACCUUGACCCAACAGUUUCACUUGAAUAUUAAACGCUGCUGGUACUUUGCCAUGCCUCAUGGGCAGCAUAUGACUUUGGAAGUGGCAGAGUAUUAAGAGCUAAAGCGGAUCCCAACAAGAAGAGCAAAGUCCACGUUGGUACAGCUUACAGUGGGAACCUGCAGGCUUGCAAGCCCUGGGGGCUAAUGUGAAACUGAGGUUUUUCUCAGGCAUCAGGAAUGUCUUCUGAGCCUGCUGCAUCUGCCUCGGAGCAGUCCCCCUCCUCCCUGCACUCACCCAGUUCUCUUCAUCUGCCUGAAAACCGCAGGACGAGAGAUCGCUCCCCGUCUCCCAUGAGGGGGUACCUCAUCCCCAGCCCGCUGCCCACACGGCGCACCAGGACGUAUUCAGCAACUGUGAGAGCAUCAGAGGGUCCCAUCUACAAAGGCGUCUGUAAAUGUUUCUGUCGCUCCAAAGGCCAUGGCUUCAUUUCCCCUGCAGAUGGAGGGCCUGACAUCUUUGUACACAUUUCUGACAUCGAAGGCGAGUACGUUCCUGUGUCAGGGGACGAGGUCACCUACAAGGUGUGCACCAUCCCACCGAAGAACGAGAAGCUCCAGGCCGUGGAGGUGGUCAUUACCCACCUCGCCCCAGGAACCAAGCACGAGACCUGGUCGGGGCACGUCAUCAGCUCCUGAGGGCGCCCAGGGGACGCUGUCUGCGUGGGUCACUGCUCGAUGCCUCCAUCAGGGAACCUGACCUAAGAAUAGUCCACAAAUGGUGCGGGAGGAAACACUGCAUUGUCAAUAAAAGCAGAAGUAGGCCAAAAUUACCAUUUUUACAGUAGGGCCUGAUUUAACAAAGGAGAAAAAAAAAAAAAAGGCAAUCCAGAUGCUAAUGAAAUGAAAAAAUAUGUCUCUAUUAAUGUGUUUACAAAAAUGUAUUUUAAAGAGAUCUAGUUUGUGUGCUUUGAGGGGGUGGAUUUUUUUUUUCCUUUAUUUUGAACCAAUUCCAGUCCCUCAGGGGACUCAGGGCCUUGAAGGAGAGCCCUCGCAGCACAGCCAGCUAUAGCAGAUGCACAGGUGCAAGGCCCCACGGGUGCAUGAACACUGUGGUUCCUUGAGCUGUGCUUCUGCGGGUGUCACAGUGCACUUACUGCUGGUAGCAGUGCCUCACUGCCUUGACGUGAGAGUGAGCAAACUGCUUCUUGCUGCAAUUUGUUUUCCUUGUGGAAGAAAGCUCGCAAACAGAGCAGCUGCUGCACAGUGGAAAAUCUCCAUCUGGUGGUUAUGCUCUGAUGGCCUUCAGGUGCAGCAUUUGCAAACAUGUCUGUGUAUGUGUGGAAUAUUGUGUGUUUUUUUUUUCUAAAAAAGCCUGGAUUGUUUGUGAAUUUACUUUGGUGCCUUGAUGGUUGAUUAGCAACAGAUUUUAUAGGCCAGUAUUACUUAAAAAACAACAACAAAAAAAAACAACCCAAAAACCCAAGAACUUAAAAAUUGCUUCAAGGUAAGUGGUAGAAAGCUGUAGAAUAGCUUCAUAGCCUCUGGUUGUGUCUGAAUUGAGACACAUCUGACGAUUACCUUCACGACUGCGUAUAGCUGAUAAAUGUCUGCUGUGGUGUUUCACUGACAGGCAGGCAAAGUAACUUCUGAAAAGGAGGUUUCGUGCUGUUCAGCUCACCGUAUACUGAAGUGCUUUGUGAGUUACUAGGCUCACCUCUCUGGGUGCAGUAGAUUCUGCAGCUGUGUUUUUCAGAAGACUUUCUUGGUAGGGUGUGCUCUGGCCGCCCUUGCCCCAGCUCUCUCAUCUGCCUGCAAGACUGCGUAUAGUUGAAGUAACGUGACUAUACUCUUCCCAUUUGCCAUCCAUUCCUUUUUUCAAAUGAAGCAUUUUUUCUCUUUUCUUUCCUAGCAGUGAAUUUUUAUUGACUUUGCACUUAAAAAAAAAAAAAAAGAAUAAAAAUAGGAAAAGAUUGCACGAUACUCUCCUGUUAGCUACGUGAUGCGCUGUAACUUCAGUUGCCUGUUUGCAGUUUUUACAAGAGGCGCUUGCUGUCAUGAAAUGUCUCAGGACUCUUUCACAGCAGAGAUCUGUUCCAAGGUCUGACCUGGGGAGAGCUCAGCUGUAUGGAGGUCAGUAACUGCUGUGAUGGCUUGUUUUACUUUGAGCUGUAUUACACUAUAGUGUACUGUAAUGACCAGCCUGCAGUGGCUUUUUGUUUUUAACCACGACUAAGUAAUGGUGGGUUGAACACUAUCUAGCUUGUGGAGUAUCACAUAUUGCUUUCUUUACAAUAAAUGCAGCUGUUAUAAUGCUGUAA
Messenger RNA from Numida meleagris (helmeted guineafowl), 3373 nucleotides. It is a transcript of the gene CARHSP1, whose product is annotated as calcium regulated heat stable protein 1. Lineage: Eukaryota; Metazoa; Chordata; Aves; Galliformes; Numididae. Gene Ontology annotation, biological process: regulation of mRNA stability. Gene Ontology annotation, molecular function: mRNA 3'-UTR binding. The transcript has 4 exons. The record is from RefSeq and is a predicted model, not a curated record. The coding region runs from base 1293 to 1751 and encodes 152 amino acids. Gene Ontology annotation, cellular component: cytoplasm.